Xenopus laevis (African clawed frog) is the source of this 2564-nucleotide messenger RNA. It is a transcript of the gene tcea1.S, whose product is annotated as transcription elongation factor A (SII), 1 S homeolog. The record is from RefSeq and is marked provisional. Gene Ontology annotation, molecular function: nucleic acid binding; zinc ion binding. Gene Ontology annotation, biological process: DNA-templated transcription; positive regulation of transcription by RNA polymerase II; transcription elongation by RNA polymerase II. Gene Ontology annotation, cellular component: nucleus. NCBI's taxonomy places the organism in Eukaryota, Metazoa, Chordata, Amphibia, Anura, Pipidae.
GAAGCGUCACUUCCGGUCUGGAAGUCACGCCAGAGGUGUAGCGACAGUAGACACAACACUACUUCCGUCUGUUCUCACUCAGCUUCCGGUUCUGGCAAAAGCUUUUAGAUGGUGCUGUGCUGAGCGGCAAGCGGGAAAUUAUUAGGGUUGGGGCGGUGUUAGCGCGGUUCCUCCGCCUAUUUUUUUUGCUUCACUGACUGAGGCUGAGUGUGGGCAUUAUCGGUACCGCGAGUCAUCGGAAAUAUGAGUUCGACCGGGGAUGAGAUCAUUCGUAUCGCCAAGAAGAUGGAUCGGAUGGUGCAGAAGAAAAACACGGUAGGAGCUCUGGAUUUAUUGAAAGAACUUAAAAACCUUCCGAUGACAUUGGAGCUGCUUCAGUCCACCCGAAUUGGAAUGUCUGUGAAUGCCAUCCGUAAGCAAAGUGGGGAAGAAGACGUGACUUCACUAGCCAAGGCUCUCAUCAAGUCCUGGAAAAAACUGUUAGAUGGACCAUCUGCUGACAUGGAGGAAAAGAAAAAAGAUCAACCAGCUCCUGCACAAAAUAGCCCAGAACCCAAAGAAGAGAACAGUUCCAGCACAAAUUUUGCUGCCCAGAAGGAUGAAUUUCCUGCUCCUUCCGAUGGUUUCAUUACUUCUUUUCCCAAAGCACCCAUUACUUCAGAUUCAGUAAGAAUUAAAUGUCGAGAGCUACUGGCUGCAGCACUAAAAACAGGAGAUGACCACAUUGCCAUUGGUGCUAAUGUUGAUGAACUUGGUGCUCAGAUCGAGGAUGCAGUUUUCCAAGAAUUCAAAAACACAGAAGCAAAAUACAAAAACAGAAUCCGGAGCAGAAUUGCAAACCUCAAGGAUGCAAAAAAUCCCAACCUGAGAAGAAAUGUCCUUUGUGGCAACAUUGCUCCUGACUUUUUUGCAAGGAUGACGGCCGAGGAAAUGGCUAGCGAUGAACUGAAAGAGAUGCGGAAAAACCUGACCAAAGAGGCUAUCCGAGAGCAUCAGAUGGCCAAGACAGGAGGCACAGAAACUGACCUGUUCUCUUGUGGGAAAUGCAAAAAGAAGAACUGCACCUAUACUCAGGUUCAGACCCGAAGUGCUGAUGAACCAAUGACAACAUUUGUCUUUUGUAACGAGUGUGGAAACAGAUGGAAGUUUUGCUAAUGGGAAAAGAUACCACUACAUCCAGAGGAAAAAAAAAGUGAGGAAGAGACCAUUUUGUAAUUUAAACAAAUCUUGUAGAUUUCUGCAGAGAAGUUCCCGAUCCGGAUUCAUCCAUAGGACUCGCUGGGUUUUUAAGUUCAAUCACUUUAUGAAACUGUUUCUUUCACAGCAGGGAGAGUAUGCACCAAUUUUUAUGGUGCAUGUUAAAACAAGAAAAAGAAAAAAAACAUGUUUUUAUAACUAAGGCAGCAUUAAAAUUUUAUUGAUACAGUUGUGCCAUUUGUUCCCUUGCUCUUUUGGUGUUGGCGUUUCAGUAGAACUGCUCCUGAUAAUGGCAAGCUCCUCUGUAGCGGUUAUAAAUACUUUGUGUUCAUGAUAAAAUGGCAAUAAUACUAGUGAUGCACCGAAUCCAGGAUUUGGCCUUUUUCAGCAGGAUUCAGAUUCGGCCGAAUCCUUCUUUCUGGCCGAACCGAAUCCAAAUCCUAAUUUGCAUAUGCAAAUUAGGGGAUUUGGUUCGGUAUUCAGAUGAAUCUUUCUUUCGUGAAGGAUUCGGGGGUUUGGCUAAAUCCAAAAUAGUGGAUUCGGUGCAUCCCUAAUUAAUACGCCAGUGCCUGCUCACAGUUAUAAUGAGCGAGUCUGCUGAAUAAAUACUCUGCGGUCCAAUUUCCAGGCAAAUUGCACAUUUUCUGCUGCGCUUUUCCUGUGAAUUUUAAGCCCUAUGAUGUUAUUUCAUGUAGCUCACAUCUCUUUGGGGAGUACAAUUGUAAGAUUAUUUUUAUACUUGGUUCUAAGUAGUGUUGGUUACCCCUUUUUUCCCCCCCUGUGUUUCAGAAAACAUUCAUUGCUAACUGUCAGGUUUUUCUUUCGCUGCCAUGAUUGUCUUCAACAGCAAAUGGAAAGCUGAGUUUAGUGCUUGAUGUAGUUUGUGGCAUUACUGUGCCCUGACAAUGCUGCCCGAUGUGUGUGUGUGUGUCCAUUUGAUGUAAUGGUGGGCUGCGCUUACCAAAUUGCUGUGUUAACUCACCCGGGGUUUAACAGGCAUUUAAUAAAUAAAGUGUUAUCCUGAAACAUUGGAAGUAGAUUCUCACUAAUAUGCUGUUUUAUGCCAGAUGUUAAAUCUGACAUCUCUAAGGUUUAGUUGAAAUGUCUCUUCUAGGCACUGUGUGCACUAGAUCCCUGUGUAUCACGGCUGCUAGUAGAACAUACAUUGGCGUUUUUUUCCCCUUCGCAUUGGCUAGUUCCAUGAUUAAUUGGCGUGCGCAAUCCAGGUUAUAUAGAAAAAUGUUCUAAACCUAUAAAUGCACCCUAAAAUUAAAUGUCAUUUUACUGUACGGUGUCCAAACCAUAUGUUUAUGUUCAUUCCUGUACUCUGUAAUCUUGUCUAUAAGUAAAUGACUUUUGAUGACUUU